CCUAACCUCCUUUAGUUUGACGUUGGUGUCAUAGCUGGUCAUAGCAUAGAGCACGUGUAUCAAUAUAAAUAGUGUUCAAUAUUUAGUAAAGCAUACACAUUGUGAAUUAUUUUGUGCAAAGGAGUUACAAAAACAUAGCAAAAUGGAGGUAGCAGCACCGAGUGUAAACAUAGAUGUUGAUAGUUUUGAGCCGAUCAAAGGGAAGAGCUCCAAAAGAAAAUCAGACAACUUCGAGAUGGAUGUAGAUACAGCCCCAAACGCUAAGCGCGUGAAGAAUAAGGAGAUGAGAAAGAUUCCUGUCCCGAAGCACAGAUACACUCCAUUGAAAGAGAAUUGGUUGAAAAUCUUCACACCAAUUGUGGAGCAUUUGCAACUGCAAGUGCGUUUCAACCUUAAAACUAGAUCUGUUGAAAUUCGUGAGGGUCCAGAGACCACAAACAUUGCACAUCUGCAAAAGGCUGCAGAUUUUGUUAAGGCUUUUAUCCUUGGAUUUGAAGUGGAAGAUGCUAUGGCGCUUUUGCGUUUGGAUGAUUUGUUUAUAGAAUCAUUUGAAAUCAAAGAUGUGAAAACUCUGCAGGGUGAUCACAACUCUCGCGCGAUUGGACGUUUGGCUGGUAAAGGUGGCAGGACCAAAUUCACCAUCGAGAAUGUGACCAAGACUAGGAUAGUUUUGGCCGACAGCAAAAUUCAUAUUCUAGGCAGUUUCCAGAACAUUGCUUUGGCAAGGAGGGCUGUCUGUAAUCUAAUUAUGGGAUCUCCUCCAUCCAAGGUUUAUGGACAACUUAGGAACGUUGCUGCUAGAGUUUCAGACAGAUUAUAACCAAUAGAUUUAGAUAAUACAUAUUUUUUAUUUAAAAGUAAAUGUAAUAAAAUAUAUUUUAGUUUAAGUACAUAA
Nicrophorus vespilloides is the source of this 895-nucleotide messenger RNA. Its product is annotated as RNA-binding protein pno1. The record is from RefSeq and is a predicted model, not a curated record. The transcript has 2 exons. Gene Ontology annotation, molecular function: RNA binding. Gene Ontology annotation, cellular component: nucleolus. The coding region runs from base 143 to 820 and encodes 225 amino acids. NCBI's taxonomy places the organism in Eukaryota, Metazoa, Arthropoda, Insecta, Coleoptera, Silphidae.